AUGGACUUUACCUACUAUACCCCGCCGUUUCAACAGCAAUACAUGCCACUUCAAAUACCACAUCCGCAGCAAACCGAAGUUGUUCAGCAUACCCAAUUUCAACCCAGACCCGGGGUGGAGCAUUUUGAUCCUGGUUUCCAACCAUUUUUUGAUACCCAGAUGCAUUUUGACGCUUGCGGUCUCAUGGGAGCGCAUUCAUCGCCUUCUCCAGGUCACUAUGCGAAACAUGUAAUUGAUUCCCAAGUUAGUGAUUGUGGUGGCAUCAGUAGCAAUAGAAUUGAAGACUUUCAAACGGACAAAACUUUACCAAGGAGCAGCAGUGAAGAAAAGGAGACGUUGACGCCGGCCCAAUGCAGGCGCAAGGAACAGAACAGAGCUGCCCAACGGGCCUUUCGCGAGCGGAAAGAACGCCGCGUACGUGACCUUGAACAGGAAUUGAAUCGAUACAAGAGCAACUAUUCGUCACUCAUGGAAGAUCACAAAAGCCUAAAAAGACAAAUAGAAAAGAUUGAUACGGAGAAUGAAAUGCUUCGAGCAACAUCGAACAACAACGCGCAGCGAUCGAUCGCCGAUUAUGGGCCCAAUGAAGUGCCCCCUCCAACAGGCUUCUUGAGAAAUUUAGCGGAGUAUUCUACAUGCGGCGCAGAUAAGGGCGAGCUUGCCCAUAGCCCUUCUAGUAGUAACAAGGGCCCGGGAGAGAAAUUGCUAGAUGCAGCCGCGACGUGGGAUCUGAUCGUGCGUCAUUUGACAAGUCGGGGGAUGAAUUUCGAUAUCCAGACCAUAUACGACAGGUUGAAAAGCUGCACCGUACUUGACGGACAUUGUCUCGUUGUCGAUGAAGCACAUGUGCUUCAGGCUAUUGAGGAGAGUGUUUCGGCAGGAAGUGAUGAGCUGAUCUAA
Molecule: messenger RNA, 900 nt
Organism: Histoplasma capsulatum G186AR
Lineage: Eukaryota; Fungi; Ascomycota; Eurotiomycetes; Onygenales; Ajellomycetaceae
Exons: 3
Coding region: 1-900 (299 amino acids)
Cellular component (GO): RNA polymerase II transcription regulator complex
Molecular function (GO): transcription cis-regulatory region binding; DNA-binding transcription activator activity, RNA polymerase II-specific
Source: RefSeq, a predicted model, not a curated record